GGGGCCGGUCAGCAAAGGGUUCCGGCCAUGGCGAGUGCACCGAAGCGGGUCCGCCGCGCGUCCGGCCCCGACGCCCUGGCCGCCUUCCUCGAGUGGUGCGACCGCGUCGGCCUAGUGCGAAGCCCUAAGGUCUGUGUGAGCAGAGAAGGCACAGUGGCUGAUUAUGGCUUGAUAGCCAAAGAGGAUCUUCAGGCUGGAGAAGUCCUUUUCACUAUCCCAAGAAAUGCACUCCUUUCACAACACACAAGCCCAUUAUCUUCCCUUCUGGAGAAAGAACAAGCCUCCUUGAAAAGUCAGUCUGGCUGGGUCCCUCUCCUGAUUUCUCUUCUUCAUGAAUCCACAAUCAGUGACUCUUACUGGGGGCCUUACUUUUCCCUGUGGCCUGGUUUCAGUACUCUGGAUCACCCUAUGUUCUGGAGUGAAGAAGAGCGGCAGAGGCUUCUACAGGGUACGGAAAUCCCAGAAGCUGUGGACAAAGAUCUGGCCAAUAUUCAGACGGAGUAUUCGUCUGUCAUCUUGCCCUUCCUGAAGGCCCAUCCAGAAGUCUUCAACCCUAAGGUGCACACACUAGAGCUGUACAAGAAGCUGGUGGCAUUUGUCAUGGCAUACAGUUUCCAGGAGCCUUUGGAGGAGAAUGUGGAAGAUGAAGAGGAGCCCAACCCUCCUGUGAUGGUGCCCAUGGCAGACCUUUUGAAUCAUGUGGCCAACCACAAUGCCAACUUGGAAUAUUCCACAGAAUGCUUGAAAAUGGUAGCGGUUCAGCCCAUCAGCAAAGGCCAAGAGAUCUUCAACACUUAUGGCCAGAUGGCCAGUUGGCAGCUCCUCCACAUGUAUGGUUUUACUGAACCAUAUCCUGGAAAUAGGGAUGAUGCCGCUGACAUCCAGAUGUUGACGCUGUGCAAAGCUGCUCUGCAAGCUAUAAAAACAGAUGCAGAGCAGCAGCUGGUCUUGGAAAAAUGGGAUCUUCUUUGUCAGAUGGAGAUGGUGGGUGAGGAAGGAGCCUUUGUGAUUGGCUGGGAAAAGGUUUUGACUGGAGAGGAGUUGUCCAUGGCAUUGAAGGUGCUGGGUAUGACUGCAGAGGAAUUCAGCAUGUUCAAAGAGCAAGAGGAUUGGGAAGAUGACAUAGGUGAGAACGGGAACAGUGACUGGACACUCUCCAGGAUAUCAAUGCUCAAGGCAUCUGAGAAGAAACUGUUGUUUGAUGCCACGCAGUUAACCCUGCAGGCAUACGACUCUGAUUUGAAAACAGAAGAAGAAAUGCUCAGCGACCAACAGGCCUUUUCAAAACUGAGCUGCCGGGAACGGUUUGCUCUACAAGUUCGUUAUGGACAGAAGAAAAUUUUGCACCAGUUACUUGAGCUAGUGAGUUCAUAGUAGCAAAGACAGUGGGCCUCUAGCCUUCUCUCCUUAGGUGAAGGAUACUGUCUGGAACAGUAUUGGACUCCUGCUGGGGAAUGCUUUGAGGGCAGAGGGUAAACUGCUGCACUCUUUUGAUCAGUGAAUUGAACUGCUAUAGACCAGUCAUUAAUUUUCUUAUUUGGGGCAAGACACUUGAGCAGGUGGUGGUACACCCGCUUACUGUUUAGAUCCAUUUAAUUCUAGCUUCAGAUCAUUUUUGGACAUAACCUGUCAUUCCAAAAUAGCCUUCUACCAUCUGCAAAGCUACUAGGCAGUUUACAAGCCAGCUCAUUAAAGAAAGGUAUUGCCUUGGACCCAGUUAGCUUUUCCACUCAAUUUCACAUGGCAUUUGUUCAUGCAGAAUCCAUGAUCACCGGUAUAGCUUUUUUUGAGUGGUCAAAAGGAAACCGUUCUUCCUUUUUCAAAAGCAGAAAACGUGCUUGGAUCCAACGUAUUAAAAUCAGUCACAACCAAACAUCCAAUAAAUAACCUGUGGAAACUAACAUAACUCAAAUGGUAGCUGACCGGGUGGGCUUAAAGGAGGACUCCACCAGGUGGAAACCUGGACAAGCCCAGAGGUGGCACGUGCUGCUUUCAUGGGAAAGAUGGUUCCUCGUGUUGGCAGGUCUUAAGAUGUGUAAGGCUUUAAAGAUUAUAACCAGUACCUUAAAAUGGACCCAGACCCAAUGAAGUUUUCCAGAAGUCAAGGGAGGCAGUGGACAUUCUGACCAUAUGGGUGGAGACUGUAACAGAUCUUUCAGUCACAGUGGGCUAGAUGAACAUAAAUAAAUUGAAAUUUAAUCCAGAUAAAGAUUGAGGCAACUGGGGACCAUACCGGUUGGAAGAGUUGGGAUUCAGCCAGUUCUGGACAGGGUUGCCCUUCUCAAGGAUCAGGUUCAGAGAUUGGGGGUGGUGCCAGUUGCACUAGAUAAGACUUUCUACCUCAGCAUCUUUCACCUUUCAAGUGUAAAGGCUGGAGCUUAUAAAAACUUCCAAAUAUGUAUUUUGAGGCAAGCCUUUGAAGAUGAGAUCAGGAAAAGAUAUUGCAGCUAACUAGCGAACGCAUUUAUCAGUGAAAUUUGUAAAGGAAACAUAUCAAGAGACAAGGGGUGCAAAUGAGACGCCAUUUCCAACAGCUUGCUUUCAGUGGGCCAAAGAAGAUGUGGGUCUUGUAUCUGGAAUGUCUGCAAACUUUGCAAAGCAUGGGAUGCACACAGCAAACUUAUGUGAUAUGCAUCUCUAAGAAACACGGAAUUCUAGAAUUCACAUUAUGAUGGAUUUACUGAACAGCUAAGGUACUCUGACCAGUCCUCACUGUAGAUUUGUAUUCAUGUGAUACAAAGAUGUGUUUUCUGUUUUUUUUAAAGUUUCUUUAAAUAAAAAUCCAAGACUUUCAAGAGUU
Sphaerodactylus townsendi is the source of this 2800-nucleotide messenger RNA. It is a transcript of the gene SETD6, whose product is annotated as SET domain containing 6, protein lysine methyltransferase. The transcript is spliced from 8 exons. Gene Ontology annotation, molecular function: protein binding; protein-lysine N-methyltransferase activity. NCBI's taxonomy places the organism in Eukaryota, Metazoa, Chordata, Lepidosauria, Squamata, Sphaerodactylidae. The coding region runs from base 28 to 1374 and encodes 448 amino acids. Gene Ontology annotation, biological process: peptidyl-lysine monomethylation. Gene Ontology annotation, cellular component: nucleus. The record is from RefSeq and is a predicted model, not a curated record.